Messenger RNA from Cololabis saira (Pacific saury), 3064 nucleotides. Its product is annotated as serine/threonine-protein kinase PAK 6-like. Lineage: Eukaryota; Metazoa; Chordata; Actinopteri; Beloniformes; Belonidae. Gene Ontology annotation, biological process: intracellular signal transduction; regulation of MAPK cascade; protein phosphorylation. The record is from RefSeq and is a predicted model, not a curated record. The coding region runs from base 530 to 2398 and encodes 622 amino acids. The transcript has 10 exons. Gene Ontology annotation, cellular component: cytoplasm. Gene Ontology annotation, molecular function: ATP binding; protein serine/threonine kinase activity.
UGUUUUGGACAUGUAGAGGUGAAGGUGUUGGAGUCUGGACAGCUGAGCUGAGGUCUCACACCAAACUCCCUCCAGAAAUCCAGGAAUUCUUCACUUUCUACUCCGAUGUGCAGCUCUGGCUCCUUUUCUCCGUCUGUGUCGAUAAAGCUGGUUUGAAUUUGAAAUAUGUAGUCAAGACUAGCUCCGCCUCCCUCCACCUGGAACCAGGUGAAACAGGGAUGACUGGUGUAGAAGAGGAGAGAGGCAGACAGUGGGACGAAAGAGAGGAGCUGAGAGAAGAAGUCGGAGGAGAACGAGUGAGGGGACCAGCUCCCCUGGGCUCUCCUGGACUCUCCUGGACUCACCUUUCAGCUCCAGCAGCACUUGCCUCACCUGUACCAGGGCAAAGGAGAUUGACCUGACCUGGACCGGGACCUGGACCAGGGCCUGGACCUGGACCGGGACUUGGACCUGGAACACCUGAGGGCGGCAGACUAACACAUACACACAGGCCUCAUUGCCCAGCUGCCGCUGCUGAGUUGCCGUGGCGAUGUUCCGCCGCAAGAAAAAGAAGCGGCAGCUGGAGAUCUCGGCACCGAAGGACUUCCAGCACCGGGUCCACACAUCGUUUGACGUUGUCACGGGACAGUACGUGGGUUUGCCGCCGCAGUGGCAAAGCCUGAUUGAAACGCUGAAGAGGCCACGCCCCCUGGUGGACCCGUCCAGGAUCACAGAUGUUAACCUUGGGCCCAAGAAGAAUAUCGUUCGUGGCAGCUUCAUCGGUCACGGUGACUAUAUCAGUCAUGUGAUCUCUGAGAUGAGCCGUCUGUCUGCCACCAGCUCCAACUCCCUGCGCCGUGGCAGCCCGUCAGCACGGAGACGGGCACGGUCAAUGGGUCGUCUGGGAGAGCUGCCAGAGGUAGAGCACUACCAGUACGAAGAGAUUGGUGGUCGCAGCAACAGCACGAAGGACGGCGGGCGCUCAACCUACUGGCAGGACCGGAUUCGACAGGUGCGCAGCGAGAGCGGCAGCCCCAAACUGAACGGAGCCCUGCCAAAAGCCAAGUCCACGUGCCAGGUGAACUCUCCGUCUGAGCCCACGCCCACAGAACCUCAGAGACCAGGUGACCCAGGGAGACAGUUCACCCACAGUGAGGCAGCAGGGCAAAGAAAGAGGCCAACUUCCUGUCUCUACAACCUGCAGACGACAGAGAGCAGCAGGGCUCACCUGAGGACAGGCACAGGUCCUAGUCACCUGCCCGACCUGCUGUCGUCCUCAGGAAGGCCACACUCGUCCUACGACCUCAAGCUGCCCCCACCCAACAGCUCCAGCAGUCCCGUCAUCACAGGUAGAGUGUUACCUCCACCCUCACAUGGCUCCUCCCCCAACGUCAGUGUUCAUAAAAGAACUGCACCUCCCACACCUCGGGUCAGCCCCGCCAUGUCACGGCCCUCCCCCACCAGCUCCCCGGCUCUGCCCCAGUCCUCCGCCCCUCAGACCAGACCUGAUGGAGGUCCGCAGAAGGUGACACAUGAGCAGUUCAAGGAAGCACUGCAGAUGGUGGUGGACCCAGGCGACCCAAGGAAGACUCUGGAGAACUUUGUGAAGAUAGGCGAGGGCUCCACAGGUGUUGUGUGCAUCGCCCGUGAGAGGCAGAGUGGCCGCCAGGUGGCAGUAAAGAUGAUGGACCUGAGGAAGCAGCAGCGCAGAGAACUGCUCUUUAAUGAGGUGGUGAUCAUGAGGGACUACCAGCACCCGAACGUGGUGGAGAUGUUCCGCAGUGCUCUGGUGGAGGAGGAGCUGUGGGUCAUCAUGGAGUACCUGCAGGGCGGCGCUCUAACGCACCUCAUCAGCGAGGCCAGGUUGGACGAGGAGCAGAUGGCGACCGUGUGUGAAGGUGUCCUGCAGGCGCUGGCCUACCUGCACUCUCAGGGAGUCAUUCAUCGAGACCUCAAGAGCGACUCCAUCCUGCUCGCGCUGGACGGCAGGAUCAAGCUGUCAGACUUUGGUUUCUGUGCUCAGAUCAGUAAAGACGUCCCAAAGAGGAAGUCUCUGGUUGGGACGCCGUAUUGGAUGGCUCCUGAGGUGAUCUCCAAAACCCCGUACAGUACUGAGGUGGACGUGUGGUCUCUGGGGAUAAUGGUGGUGGAGAUGGUGGAUGGAGAGCCCCCGUAUUUCAAUGAAACACCCAUGAACGCCAUGAAGAAGCUGCGGGACGAGGCAGCACCGAGCGUCAGGAAAAUCCAGAAGGUGUCUCCGGUUUUGAAGGAUUUCCUGGACUGCAUGUUGACUCGUGACACGCUGCAGCGCAGCAGCGCCGUUGACCUGUUGGAGCACCCGUUCCUGCUGCAGGCGGGUCCCCCGAGGUGCCUGGUGCCGCUGGUGGAGCAGUACCGCAAACGAAUGUCACUGUGCUAAACACCUGAGAGGGGCCCGGCUACAACCGAGACUGACCCUGAUACAGGCCAGAAAUAAAAAUGUUUAAAUCCAUAUUCAAAUCUUGAAUAUCCAUAUCGAAUCAGCCAGCAAAGUAUUGUGAUAUAUUGACAUAUCGAUAUUUUUGCCCACCCCUAACGAGACUGACCCAGAUACGGCUGAAACUGACCCGGGUACUGCUGAAACUGACCCGGGUACUGCUGAAACUGACCCAGAUACAGCUGAAACUGACCCGGAUACUGCUGAAACUGACCCGGGUACUGCUGAAACUGAACCGGAUACAGCCGAAACCGAUCCGGAUACUGCUGUGACUGACCCGGAUGAGGCUGAAAAUCACCUGUAAUCACCUCUGAGACAAAAAAAAAACCAUUGCAGGACUGAGGUCCUGCUGCAGGCCGGUGUGCUGACCUACAACAGCUGAUCCAUGAACACAGCUGCCACCUGGGGACAGGAAAUGAUAUCAGAACAAACAGAAGUUUUAACAGCUGUUUACCUGCAACUCACCGCUGACUUCCUGUUGAGUCUUUUCUGACUCUAAAAUGCAGUUUGAACUUUAAACCCUUCAACUUCCUUCUUAUUUCCUCCAAUUGUCUUUUAUGUGUUUUAUUUAAAUGUUUAAAAAAUUUAAGCAUUUCAGGGUCAAAUAAA